Molecule: messenger RNA, 4976 nt
Organism: Cyprinus carpio (common carp)
Lineage: Eukaryota; Metazoa; Chordata; Actinopteri; Cypriniformes; Cyprinidae
Product: serine/threonine-protein kinase BRSK2-like
Biological process (GO): protein phosphorylation; microtubule cytoskeleton organization; intracellular signal transduction
Cellular component (GO): cytoplasm
Molecular function (GO): tau-protein kinase activity; protein serine/threonine kinase activity; ATP binding
Source: RefSeq, a predicted model, not a curated record
GCUGAGCAUCACACGCACGCGCGCGCGCGCACACACUGACUGCUGUGAGAUUAUCAGAGCGCUCGGCAGCAGAGAGAGAAAGAGGGAGACGCGGAGGAGAGCAGCAGCCCCACCGAUCCUCAAGCGACAGAGAGAGAGGCAGCGUCUGGAGCAAGAGCUGGGCGGGGAAAUAACUGCGGUACUGAAGAAAUACUUCAUUGCCGAACUGCAGAAAUUAGUCGGCAUCGCAACUUCGUCCGUGUAAAGCAAAAUGUCAUCGUCGGGAAAAGACAACACCUCCCAGCAUGCGAAUUACGUGGGACCGUAUCGCCUGGAAAAGACGCUUGGCAAAGGACAGACAGGCCUCGUGAAGCUGGGAAUCCACUGUGUCACAUGUCAGAAAGUUGCCAUAAAAAUUGUAAACCGGGAGAAACUCAGCGAGUCUGUGUUAAUGAAGGUGGAAAGAGAAAUAGCUAUUCUGAAGCUCAUAGAACACCCUCAUGUUUUGAAGUUGCACGAUGUCUAUGAAAAUAAGAAAUAUUUAUAUUUGGUUCUAGAGCAUGUAUCAGGUGGAGAGCUGUUUGACUACUUGGUAAAGAAGGGCAGGUUAACACCCAAAGAGGCCAGGAAGUUCUUCAGACAGAUCAUCUCAGCGCUGGACUUCUGCCACAGUCACUCUAUAUGCCACAGAGACCUGAAGCCGGAGAACCUGCUGCUGGAUGAGAAGAAUAACAUCAGGAUAGCAGACUUUGGCAUGGCUUCUCUACAGGUUGGAGACAGUCUCUUAGAAACCAGCUGUGGAUCCCCUCACUAUGCCUGCCCAGAGGUCAUAAGGGGGGAGAAAUAUGAUGGCAGGAAAGCUGAUGUAUGGAGCUGUGGAGUCAUUCUCUUUGCACUUUUAGUGGGUGCUUUGCCAUUUGAUGACGAUAACCUGAGGAACUUGCUGGAGAAAGUGAAGCUUGGAGUCUUUCACAUGCCCCAUUUCAUUCCUCCAGACUGCCAGAACCUACUGAGGGGGAUGAUCGAGGUGGACGCCACCAAACGACUCACGUUAGAACAGAUACAGAAGCACACAUGGUACAUAGGAGGGAAGAAUGAGCCAGAGCCAGAACAACCCGUGCCGCGGAAAGUGGCGAUCCGCACACUACCCUCUACUGAGGACAUCGACCCAGAUGUGCUUGAAAGCAUGCACUCGCUCGGCUGCUUCCGAGACAAGAACAAACUGAUGAAAGACCUGCUGUCAGACGAUGAUAACCAGGAAAAGAUGAUCUACUUCCUCCUGCUGGACCGUAAAGAGAGAUAUCCUUGCCACGAGGAUCAGAAUCUACCACCCAGAAAUGAGAUUGAUCCUCCCAGGAAGCGAGUGGACUCUCCACUCUUGACAAGGCACAACAAGAGGAGGCCAGAACGCAAGUCUAUGGAGGUGCUGAGCGUGACAGAGGGCGGGUCUCCUGUUCCUGUGAGACGUGCCAUCGACAUGGCACAACACGGACAGAGUAAAUCUGUUUUCAGUAAAAGCUUGGAUAUCUCAGAUGCCAACCCCAUACUGCAAAGCAAGGAGGAGAGGUCCCGGUCCAUCAGCGGAGCCUCUUCUGGUCUGUCCACUAGUCCCCUCAGCAGUCCUCGGCCCAUGCGGCGGUUCGCCGUUCCACCACAAUCCGCAGAACUCACACAGUCGCCCAACCACAGCCCCACUCACGCGCCUGUGUCCCGGAUAAAUGGCACAGGCCCCCACUCCCCCAAAACCUUUCAACCAAAGACAGUUGCCCAUCAACCCAACAACAAAACCCAGACCCUUCCAGCCAAGCCCAAAGUUGCAGACAAGCCCCUGCAGGCCACCAGGUCCAACCCACUCCCUAACUCGACGGCCGUGCCAUCUACGGCCAAGUCAGAACCUUCUAUGCCCUGCCAACCCCUGCUCCCGCCAAUGCCCGGCAGCCCGAAAGUGCGCCGGCCACCGCUCACGGUGCCGCCCAAGCUCUCUGUUCCCCUUUCCCCCCUUUCACCCAUCCGGCUUCACCACCUUCACCCGCUGGCCGGGACUGAUCACAACGGCAAAUCUAUCCCCACCAUACAGGUCACGCCCCACCCCUCCCCCAGGGGCAGCCCAUUGCCAACUCCGAAAGGAACGCCGGUGCACACACCUAAGGAGAGCCCAGCAGGAACCCCUAGCCCUACGCCACCCCCCAGCCCCUCUAUUGGAGGCAUGCCGUGGAGAACACGCCUCAACUCCAUUAAGAACAGCUUCCUUGGCUCACCACGCUUCCACCGCAGGAAACUACAAGUUCCCACACAAGAGGAAAUGUCCAACCUAACACCAGACUCUUCCCCUGAACUUGCCAAAAAAUCUUGGUUUGGAAAUUUUAUUAACCUCGAAAAGGAGGAGCAGAUCUUUGUGGUGAUUCGGGACAAGCCUCUGAGCUCCAUCAAAGCAGAUAUUGUGCACGCCUUUCUCUCUAUUCCUAGCCUCAGCCACAGUGUGGUGUCUCAGACGAGUUUCCGGGCAGAAUACAAAUCCACAGCUGGCCCCACUGUGUUCCAAAAACCAGUGAAGUUCCAGGUGGACAUCACCUAUACCGAAAGCACGGCUGCCACCAAGGAGAACGGCAUCUACUCUGUCACUUUCACACUGCUCUCAGGUCCCAGCCGGCGCUUCAAACGUGUGGUGGAGACGAUUCAGACUCAGUUGUUAAGUACACAUGACCAGCCUGGUGUCCAGCAGCUGUCUGGAAUUAUCCAGAAAACGUGUUAAAGCCCCAAGUCCUGCUCUUGCACAAGAUUCAUGUAUGGCACAUUGAUGGAGGGCACAUUACACAGGAAGUUCAGUACAAGCAGCUGAGGGAAACUCCUCAUUCUGAUGCAUCUAAGCACCCCAAACACCAACAAGAGCUCCAACCUAUUCCUCAACUCCUUCCUUCUGCAGCUACUGUACAUACAGCCACACAUGUCCGAGGAUUUGGAGUGAAGCCUUAAAAUAAAGAUGUUUAUGAAUUCUCACUAAGCUAACCCACAAUUCAACUUUUUAUUUAAACAUACUUUUUUUUUUUCCUUGCUCGUCUUCUUUCCUCCCUUCUCUGCUCAUGCACACACAAACACACAGACGUACAUACCGGACAUCGUUACAAACGGAGAAUGGAACUCUGGAUAUCAUAACGCACGUGUUUGAGGAGUUGCCCUCGAGGACCGUGGUUGGAUUGUAUUCUUUUCGAUAUAGUCUUUCUUUGUGAAAUGAAGAAUUUAAAACAUUUUAUGGACUCAGUGUCAUUGCUGUACAAGAUUUGGAGAUCCUAUUUGAAAAAUGGUGGGGAUGAACUUUGGGGUGGGCUGUGGACUGGGACACAGGGGUGGGAGGGGGGCGUCACAGUAAAUGAUCUAUUCUGUUGUACAGACUGAAAAUAUUUCUUAUGUAACAAAUGUCUAUCAGUGACAUUGCUUAGAUGAAUUGUGUUGCCACUUCCUGUUUUUUCUCAUGUAGCGUUCAUGAAAUGUUAGUUUUGAAUGACGAUUAUGCUUAAUGUAAUUUCAAUUUGUAUUUAUUUUGUGUUUACUUUUUAUUGAGAAACAUCUGCAGGAUUCAGAGACCUUUUACCCUUUUUUUGUAACUUAUUUAUGUGUUUUCGUCUUUUUUUAAUUUAUUCAGUUGGGAAUAUUUAUAUAUACAAAACUGGGUGGUUGAGAUUUUAUUGUUUGCAUCAGGGUGACUCAUCAGAUUGUUUGAAGGAUCUUGUGUUUUGUGUAUAACACUUAUCCAAUUUUGUGAAUGAAGCACUCUUUCUUUCCUGGCUUUGAACAGAUUAAAGAGCUUGUAGUAUAUGUUAAAUUAUUUACUGAUAAUUUAAGGCUACGUUAACAUGACAACGAUGUAGUCAAAAAUGGAAAAGUUUUUCUCUUACGUUUUUAAAAAGUUUCACGUAUACAUGACAACGUUUUCAAAACGAUCCACAUUUACACAUAUCUGCAAAAACAGCCAAAAACUAUGUAUAACGUAUGCCAGGCCAGUAGUUGGCGCUGUCACCGUGUAAGUAAACAGUACCUGUAGGGAAGUGACGAUUAUAUGUUGUCUAUGAUGCGUCUCCUAGUCUCCACUGUUGGUUGUAAUAUUGGUGAAGUAAAUCCAUACUUUGCUGAAGAAGGGUUAGCAAACUCUUGAGCAGCAACAACAGUACCAUGAUUCCCAUGUUGGGUGUUUACAUGGAAACGAUAACGGUGCCGUUUUCAAAAACUUGCACUUUGAAACCUGUUUUCAAAAAUAUGCGUUUUCAGUCCCCAAAACACCGUUGUCAUAUAAACGAACAGUAGAAACGCAUGAAAAGUUUCCUGUUUUUGGCUGAAAACGUUGUCGCGUAAACGGCCCCUAAGAAUGUAGACUAGCCUCUUUGGGGGGGGGGGCGGGGGGGAUAAUAAAGUAUUGAUAUUUGUCACUCAUCUCAUUGUGCGUGUAAAACAGGUGGAUGAGCUCAAAUCACAUGUUGUAAAUAGAUAACUUUGGGCAAACGACUUUCUUAAAACCAUCAAGGGGAUCCUGCUGCUCCUGACUAUCUCUCGUAUUGCAUGUCCGACAUUCAGCUUUAAUUUGCAUGAUGUUGUGGAUGUUAAAUAUCUCCUUCCCUUCACCUUUUUCAUCAUCAGCUUAUUUCCCCGUUAUCAUGCCUUCAUUUUCAGUUGGUCGUUUUUCUCUCAUCUCCCUUAACGUGAACGCUGUCUGGCCACAUGCUCUGCUGCUGCUCAUGCUCAUGAUGGUGGUCUGGGAUUUCUUAACACUUGAUCACUUGUGGGAACAUACAGCGAGGAGAAUAAGCGGAGAUGUAAUCUAAGCAAUACACAUUGUUGUCCUUCCUAUUUUGUACUUCGGGAGAAAAAAGGAGCGAAUCUGGAUUGUGAUGUAUCACAGAUUUGAUUAAUACAGAGCGGGGAAAAAUAGAAUUGCCGCUAAUGUAUCCCCUUGUAACUAUACUGUGAACAACUUCACUGCAACGGAAAUAAAUCCAUUGACUUUG